This is a messenger RNA of Aspergillus nomiae NRRL 13137, 1515 nucleotides long. RefSeq names its product pantothenate transporter. The coding region runs from base 1 to 1515 and encodes 504 amino acids. Gene Ontology annotation, molecular function: dipeptide transmembrane transporter activity; allantoate transmembrane transporter activity. The transcript has 8 exons. Gene Ontology annotation, cellular component: plasma membrane. Lineage: Eukaryota; Fungi; Ascomycota; Eurotiomycetes; Eurotiales; Aspergillaceae. The record is from RefSeq and is a predicted model, not a curated record. Gene Ontology annotation, biological process: dipeptide transport; transmembrane transport; allantoate transport.
AUGGAAGAAAACCCUCGACCUAGUUUUUACCGGGACACAAAAUGUACCGCGCCCUCAGACGCAGUCCACGGACAGAAAGAAUGCGGAUCGGUUGACGUACUUGGCCCGGAAGAGGAAAAGAGGCUGGUGAGAAAGAUCGAUUUCCAUUUGAUGCCACUCUUGAUCAUUAGUUAUGGCCUUCAGUUUCUGGACAAGACAAGUCUAUCUUACAGUGCAAUUCUUGGAUUGAAGGAGGAUCUAAACCUUGUCGGGCAAGAAUACAGUUGGGCUUCCAGUAUCUUCUACAUCGGCUAUCUCGCCGCUUCGUAUCCAAUUUCCCUUGGAUUCGUCAAAUUUCCCCUGGGGAAAUACCUUAGCUUACUCAUUUUUCUCUGGGGUGUUGUCUUGACUUUCCAUGCUCUUGCUAAAGAUUACGCCGGGCUCAUGGUCUUGCGAACCUUUCUGGGCGUGUUUGAGAGCGCUAUCAGCCCAGGCUUCUCAUUGAUAACUGGGAUGUGGUACACGCCAUCUGAGCACGUUUCUCGCCACACAUUUUGGUUCGCAGGAAAUGCCAGUUUCAGCAUCAUCGGGUCGCUGAUUGCCUACGGCAUUGCCCACUAUCGGGAUCACUUCCCACAAUGGAAGAUGUUGUUCCUUAUUUUCGGCCUCAUAACUGUGGCGUGGUCGAUUGUAUUGUGGUUCUACCUGCCAGACUCUCCUUCGAACGCCCACUUCCUUUCUUCUUCGGAACGUGAAUUUGCUUCUCUACGACCGAAGAAAUUCCAAAGAACAACUCAAACGAAAAAGUGGAACCGAAAUCAAUUCAUUGAAUCUCUCAUAGAUCCUAAAACAUGGUGGCUAGUGAUUUUCUCAUUCGUCAUCUGUGUUCCAAAUGGGGGCACGACUAGCUUCCAAUCUCUGCUGAUUGCUGGUUUUGGUUACGAUAAAUAUCAAACCAUUCUUAUGGGUCUUCCCGCGUCGGCCUUUCAGUUGGUAGUGGUCCUACUGGCAGCUAUAUUCUGCACGAACGUCCGCAAGUCCCGUUUAAUUGCAAUUAUCAUGAUAUUCGUUAUGGCCCUUGCAGGUAUCCUGAUGGUCAAGUUGCUUCCAUCAGAACAAAAGUUGUCCCGGCUCGCCGGGUACUGGAUGUCUUCGGCAAUCGCUCCAGUUUUCCCCCUCAUGCUGUCCCUCCACGCAAGCAACACAGCCGGGUUUACCAAAAAGUCGACCGUUGCGGCAUUGAUCUUUGUGGGCUAUUGUGUUGGAAACCUGAUCGGUCCCCAGUUUUUCAAAAACUCGGAAGCACCGUACUACCCUACUGCCUAUACCACCAUUGUGAUUUGUUAUGCUAUAGCUAUGGCCUCAGCGGUUGUGUUUCGGGUCUACUUGGGGUGGGAAAACAGGCGACGUGAUAAGCAGCAGGGCGUUUAUAUUGAUCCGGAAGAAACCCGAAAAAUUGACCUGCACACGGACGAGGCCUUGGACCAUGCUGACGAGACGGAUAUCCAGAACCGCAGCUUUCGAUACAUUGUGUAG